Messenger RNA from Trichoplax adhaerens, 807 nucleotides. RefSeq lists its product as uncharacterized. NCBI's taxonomy places the organism in Eukaryota, Metazoa, Placozoa, Uniplacotomia, Trichoplacea, Trichoplacidae. Gene Ontology annotation, biological process: regulation of DNA-templated transcription. The transcript is spliced from 8 exons. The coding region runs from base 1 to 807 and encodes 268 amino acids. The record is from RefSeq and is a predicted model, not a curated record.
AUGGCGGAAUUAGCCUCUAGUGACGGUCAACCUGGCAGAGUUAAGGGUGCUACUGUGAUUAAACCAAUCAUUUAUGGUAACAUUGCACAAUCCUUUGGAAAGAAGCGUGAAGAAGAUAAUCAUACUCAUGAAUGGACUGUGUUUGUUCGCCCCUAUAAAGAUGAGGAUGUAUCUCAAUGGGUUAAGAAGGUCCAAUUUAAAUUACACGACAGUUAUACUGAUCCUGUUCGAGUGUUGACAAGCGCACCGUUUGAAGUUGUUGAAACUGGCUGGGGUGAAUUCGAAAUUGUUAUUAAAAUAUUCUUUACCGAUCCAACUGAAAAACCGGUUACGUUAUAUCAUGCGUUAAAAUUAUUUGCAACUCCUCCAGUUACAUUAACCCCUGGAAAAAGAGUCUUUAGCGAACAUUAUGAUGAAAUUGUAUUUACCGAUCCAACUCAUUUUAUGUAUUCUUGUCUGAUGAAUGCCACGCCUCAGCAAUCACUAAAACAUGAAGUUGAUUAUAUUGCUCAUGAAAAAGAAACCAUGACAUUAAUUACCAAUGCAGCGAAAAAGGUAGAAGAAGAAAUAGCUGAUAAAAAGAAAUUAAUUCAAAAUCAUAAAGAAACCAAAGAGCAGUAUGUUAGUGAAAUUGCAAAGUUGGAAUGUGAGGCCUUUUUCGAUAAGUGUUUAGGGCUUUAUAUGAGUAUGCUUAAAUUCCCUUCUUCCAAACUUCGAAGUUACAAGCGUUCAAGACAACCUGAAUUUUUUAACAUGUUUAACGUUGUUAUCGAAAUGAACGUUGGACAAUCUUAUAAUUCUUAUUAA